Messenger RNA from Diorhabda carinulata, 1385 nucleotides. Its product is annotated as RING finger protein 141-like. The record is from RefSeq and is a predicted model, not a curated record. Gene Ontology annotation, molecular function: ubiquitin-protein transferase activity. Gene Ontology annotation, biological process: protein autoubiquitination. The coding region runs from base 169 to 864 and encodes 231 amino acids. Lineage: Eukaryota; Metazoa; Arthropoda; Insecta; Coleoptera; Chrysomelidae. The transcript is spliced from 4 exons.
AAAUUUUGAAAAAAUAGAAGAAGUUUACGUCAAAUUAUUUUUCAUUUACAUAUUGGUCUAUUUUUAAAUGUAUACCAUUUAUAUACAAACAGAUAAGAUAUCAAAACUAAAUGGUUUUUAAUAAAAUCGUUUUAUUAUUAGUUUUACUAUUUAUAACAAGUUGAAAAAAUGGGUGCAACAAGCUCUCAUUUUCACGACACAUUUUCUCAAAUGCUCAGUGACGAUUCAAUAAAUACGCUUCUGUCAGACGAAAUAAACAAAUUAACUUACGACGAUUUUUUAAAUUUAGUUAGAGAGAUAAAUGAACUAUCAAAAAAAUGUUUAGAUAAAAACGGUAAUCAAUUAAUAUUCGCCGUAAAAAACGUUAACGAUUCAACUAUAUUUUGGAAAGCUACGAUACAAAUUGCUUGCGUUAAAAUAGACCCGGAAGAUCAAAAAAUAAUUACAUUUAGGCUGUUAUCCCUUAACCAAUUUAUAAAGGUUUUUAAGACGUUAAAGUGCCAAACUAUAGCCGUAGAGCAAUGUGAAAACUACGACACUAAGGACGAUGUUGAUAGCAUCAGUAUAUCUGGUAUUAUAGAAAGGUUAUCAGAAUCAAGUACGGAAAGUCAAACUAUAUGCUGCAUUUGUUUCGAAAGGAAACAGGAAGUAUUAUUACCCUGUGCGCAUAGUUACUGCUUAAGUUGUAUAGAAGAAUGGAACGAGACUCACGAUACUUGUCCUAUUUGCAGAGAAAAAUUAGACAGUACAGACGAUACUUGGGUAUUAUCAGAUGUACCAAAAGCAGAAGAAAUAAGCAAAGAAAUUAGGGAUAACUUAUUAAAUUUGACGAAUAAAGAUGGACAUUCUUGUACACCUUUUUAAUAUAUAACUUUAUAGAUAACGAGGGAAUUGUAGGGUGUUUUUAAUUGAAAAAAACACUGGCUUGUUUAUGAAAAUUUUCCUUUCAAAAACAGAUUUUCUUUCAUUUCUUGCUGUUCAUAAGACUUGACUAUAUGUACCCUCUUUACUAAUACAUUUCGUCAUUAAGAAAAGUUUCCAAAUAAUCACAAUUUUCAUAUUUUUUCAAUAUUUUCUUGCUGGGCUAGAAUUUUCAAAAUACUAAAUACUAGUAUCGAUUUUCACCUGUAUUAUCUGAAUAAGAUGGUGGAGAAAAAUUUUCAAUGUGCAAUUAUAUCUAUAAGAAUCGAAAUAUUGUUUUUUAUCGACUUGGGAGAUUCAAAACUUUAAUUGCUAAUUCUUAUUAAGUAUUUCGUGUAGUGUAAAACCCUUGUGGAAAUUGGAAACCUACAAUGUUCCGCUUUAUUGUAUAAUAUACUAUAAUGUUACAGUUUUAUAUUUAAAUCUAGAAAAUAUAUUACAAAUAUGUGAAAGAAUAAAAAGUA